CCGCAGCCAUCCUGCCAUCGCCUGGGGGCAGAGCUGGGCUCUCACAAGCAGCCUGUGUCAAGCCUGUGCUUAGUGAAGGGGGAAACGGAUCGUGUGAAGGAGGAAACGGAUCGUGUGAAUGCUAAAACAGAGGAUAUGAUGACAUCUGAUCAGACUUCUUCCAGUGGUGAUCUGAUGGAGCCACCAGAAAAACCACAGAAAUUCCCAGAGAACUUAAACAUUUCAACGCAACCAGCUCUUUCCAAUUUCAUAAGCCAGUUAAAAACUGAAGCAUUCCACAGUUGGGUCAAAAUUAUACAGAAAAACACUGUGAAAUUUUAUAUUCAUGAAGAGGAGGAAAGCAUUCUCUGCAAAGAAAUCAAGGAGUACCUUACAAAGUUUGGUAAUAGAGAGUGCCAUCCAGAAGAGUUCCUUAAAAGAAGAGCUGCUUCAGAUAAGCUGUUGAUAAUUAUCCAAAAUGAAGACAUCGACCACCUCAUCCAUAAGAUACCUGGCUUAGUAACUUUGAAGAGGCUUUCUUGUGUCAGUUUUGCGGGUGUGGAUAGUUUGGAUGAUGUGAAAAAUCGCACUUACAAUGAAUUGUUUGUGUCUGGUGGUUUUGUUGUGUCGGAUGAAUCUGUCCUUAAUCCAGAGUCCAUCACUACAGAUAAACUGAAACAGUUCUUGAAGUUUCUGGAGGAUCUCAACACCCCAGAUGGGAAAUGGCAGUGGAAAGUCCACUGCAAAAUACAAAAAAAACUUAAAGAACUGGGGAGACUGAAUGCUAAUGCCUUGAGUCUACUGACCCUUCUGAAUACCCAUCAAAAGAAGCACCUGGUUGAGAUUCUGUCUUACCAUAAUUGUGAUUCUCAAACUCGAAAUGUUCCAGAAUUAGACUGUCUUAUCAAGCUUCAGGCUCAAAACAUACAGCAGAGACAUGUUGUCUUCUUAACAGAAAAGAAUCUCAAAACACUUUCCGGUUACGUGGAUAAUGGAAUAGUGGUGGCUACCGUUGAUGACUUUAUGCAAAAUUUUAAGAGCCUGGUGGGCUAUCACCACUCAGUUACUGAAGAGAAGAGCCUUCCUCCCGACGAGGCUCCCAGGGGGCAGUCAGUUCUUGUAGAAAAUGAUGGAAAGGAGGAGGAGGACAUGUCUCUGGAUUCAGGGGAUGAAACAUCACAGAUAGAAAUCUGCAAUGAUGCCUCUAAGGAGGCCAAGGGCUCACAUGGAGUAAAUGCAAAGGAAAGCUGCUUGUCAGUUACAGAGUUAACUCCUGAAGCACAAGUGGGCUCAAUGGAAAAGACUUCUAAAAUCGACUUGGAAGAGGCGCAACCAAUUACUCCAGUUUCUACAACAUGCUCUGCUGAAGGACAAAAACACAAUUCAGUUGAGCAAACUCCUUUCAGUAAUUUCCAAGCCUAUAAUAGACAAUUAAACAUGUCCCAUCAAUUCAGUCACUUCAGUGUUCUCACUCAUCAGACUUUCCUGGGAACAACAUACCCAGUUUCUUCUGCAAGUCAAAACCAGGAAGGGGGCAGCUAUUUUCUGUCUGCUUACAGUCAGAGCGUGGGUACACAAAAAUCGUCGUUGCCUGGUCGCUGGGAUAGAAAUUGUGAUUCUUCCAGGCCAUACUCGAAAUAG
Molecule: messenger RNA, 1620 nt
Organism: Merops nubicus (carmine bee-eater)
Lineage: Eukaryota; Metazoa; Chordata; Aves; Coraciiformes; Meropidae
Product: protein FAM208A-like
Exons: 7
Biological process (GO): protein localization to heterochromatin; negative regulation of gene expression, epigenetic
Cellular component (GO): nucleoplasm; heterochromatin
Molecular function (GO): chromatin binding
Source: RefSeq, a predicted model, not a curated record